UGAAACACACGAGGCCACGACACGAACCACACGAUCUACCACCACCAGCCCGCACGACCGCCAAGCGCCACCUCCACGACCCCUUCUUCUUCCUCCUCCUCCUCCUCCCCACUCGUCGCCGUCGUCGUCGCCGUCGCCUCCCCAUCUCAUAUAUUAACCACCCCGUCAUAGCACAUCUUCGUUCACACUCACUCGCUGACAACCUAACCGCACCCACCCCACCCCAACCAUGGCGCCUCUCCUCAUCCUCUUCCUCCUCGGCGGCCUCUGCGCCCUCUUCUCCCUCGCCUCCUCCUCCUCGCCGUCGGCCGGCAAGAAGUGCGGCGGCGGCGGUGAGGCCAAGAAGCGAAGAGAGGAGGAGGAGGAGGAGGUGGCCAAGAAGCAGAGGAAGGCGCCGCGGCCUGACCCUGAGAAGGACCUCGGGAUCGUGUUCUCCACGUUCGACCACGACGGCGACGGGUUCAUCACGGCGGUGGAGCUCGAGGAGUCCCUGAAGCGGCUCGGCAUCGCCGUGUCCGCCGCCGAGGCCGCCGCCAUGGUGGCCCGCGUCGACGCCAACAGCGACGGCCUCAUUGACAUCCACGAGUUCCGCGAGCUCUACGACUCCAUCCCCAAGCGGCGGAGGCACCAGCACCAGCUCCCCUCUGCCGCCGGAGACGGCGGCGUUGCCGGGGCCGAGGAGGCCGCCGACGAGGGGGAGGACGCGGAGGAGGAGGAGAGGGACCUGAGGGAGGCGUUCGACGUGUUCGACGGCAACAAGGACGGGCUCAUCUCCGCCGAGGAGCUCGGCACCGUGUUCGGCUCGCUCGGCCUGCGGCAGCACGGCGGCCGCCCCGCCGUCGCCGAGUGCCGCGACAUGAUACGCCUCGUCGACAGCGACGGCGACGGCAUGGUCAGCUUCGAGGAGUUCAAGCGCAUGAUGAGCGUCGUCAAGGCCUAGCACAAAGGCAUAUGCAUAUCAAAUCAAAAAAUCAAAAUUUGGAGCGGAUUCGCAAAAAGGCAACUAAACCUCAAUUUGUUCUUGGA
Messenger RNA from Oryza brachyantha (malo sina), 1026 nucleotides. RefSeq names its product probable calcium-binding protein CML30. The record is from RefSeq and is a predicted model, not a curated record. Gene Ontology annotation, molecular function: calcium ion binding. The transcript has a single exon. Lineage: Eukaryota; Viridiplantae; Streptophyta; Magnoliopsida; Poales; Poaceae. The coding region runs from base 230 to 940 and encodes 236 amino acids.